Molecule: messenger RNA, 1906 nt
Organism: Morone saxatilis (striped sea-bass)
Lineage: Eukaryota; Metazoa; Chordata; Actinopteri; Moronidae
Product: probable G-protein coupled receptor 160
Exons: 2
Coding region: 480-1583 (367 amino acids)
Cellular component (GO): signaling receptor complex; plasma membrane
Source: RefSeq, a predicted model, not a curated record
AGCACGGGGUGUGGUUUCACCUGACAUUCAUUGUUAGUAGAUGCUGCAUUUCCAUCCUGGUUGGACAAGCAAAUCAAUAUAACAAGAAGCUAUGUUUCCAUUUCUAAGAAGAAGAAGGUGGAGCAUAAAGUCCUGCCUAAAAGGUAACUAUUCCACCUGACGACAGUCACUGGCAAGUCUUGAUGAAAGUAUGCACGGUCUCUAACUUUCAUUACUGCAAGCAUCUGGAUAUUCUCCACCAAAACUCACAGGACUAGGACAACUCUGGACAGAGAGGUACAGACUUCUUAGGGUCGCACUUUGUUUUAUUCAUUUUCUUUACUUAGUAAGUAAAUGCUGCAGAAACCAACUAAACGUGUAAUCGUGUUACAAAUCAUGUAACACUGGAAAUUUAGGUUGGUGUGUGUAUUGCUGGAAUGAAUACCACUGCAAGAGAAAGCAUUCCCUGGUGCACCUUGGUACUGAGCUGAGAACGGUACAUGCUUCCUGAGUCGCCAGGGUCUCCAGGAAUCAGCCAUACCGUCAAAAUGCUGGCCAUUAUAGAGCAAUGGGAGGUGGGGUCUGGCUGUCAUACAGACAACUCUGAGAAAUAUCUGUUACUUAUCCUCUUCAAGUUGGGACUGGACAUAAUGGUUUUUUACUUAUGUUGUUGGAAGCCGUCUGCCUCCUUUUUAAACAUGUGCAGCCAGUCCGUCAUCAUGGCUGACACGGUGAUGGCGUUUUCUUUGGCGAGUGUGUGGUAUCUCGGAGCUGAAAGGUCUCCUGUGUCAACCUGCUUCCUCUUGGCUCAUGCUUCAGCGACAUAUGGAGCACUGCCGCUGCCCAUGAUGUUCCUUGGUUUACUGGACUACUGUUUACAAGAUACCUACCGCUGCAACCAGAGCGCCAUCUUCAGAUGCCCAAGAAACGCAGUCUUGAUUGUGCUGGGGUGGAUGCUAGCUGUCCUUUACUCCUUUGGUUCUGUCAAAAACGAGCUGAUUGAAGUGGAUUUAACAACGGAGACAAAGGCUCUUGUGUGCGAAGUAGAGGAGUCUACACUGAUUACCUACUUUAUUUUGGUUCUUUUCAUGGUAGUACUUUGUGUAAUGCUGCCCUUUUGGUCAAGUAUUCCUCAGUGGCUGAAAGAGGCUGACACGUUAGCUAAAAUGAGGGAAGAACAAGAGAAUCAGAGGAACGACUUGUUCAUCUCAACCCAGUGCACAGAGACAAAAAUCAGUGAGGGGUAUUAUCUGGAGGAGAUCAUCAGGCCACCCCCUUCUCUGUGGCUCAGUCUAAUGCUGGGCUUCGGUAUGUUUUGGAUGCCUUAUCUAGCUAUGUCUGUUAUCUGUCAGGUCUUUGGCUUCGGAGUACCUGCCUACAUCACUUUCAACCUUCUGUGGUUGGAGUGUGCCAACAGUUUAAUAAUGGGUGUGUUGUUCUGGGCAAAGGCCAACACACUAGGGCCAGACAGAAACAUACCAAAAAAUGUGUGCUUAUGGCACAUUUACUGGUAUUUGAGCAAAAGAACACAACAGCAACAACAACAACAACGCCCUAUAGCUGUGUUAAAGCCAUCAAAAGACAACGCUCUCCUCCAUGUGUAACAUGCAAAAGUCAAUGAAGACUUUAUGGAAAUGAGUGAGCAUUUUUGAAUGGUCCUGGACACAGAAAUGCAUCUCCCACCAAUGCAUCAGCACAUGCAGAAAUGCUUUUGAGCAAAGAAUUGCACUGCUAAAUGUUACAAGAGAGAAAAGGUGUUGCUGAAAGCUGUGGUGAUUAGGUUAAGCUUUUGUCAAUAUUUACAGAAAUGAUACUUUUCUAUUUCCUACAUGUGUAUGUUUGUCACGCAGCAAUUGUCAAAGAUAAUUACAGACUUGAGGAAAAUGCUAUGACGACUGUGGUAUGGGUUUUAAAAUGCUUUUCAAUA